This is a messenger RNA of Salarias fasciatus (jewelled blenny), 735 nucleotides long. RefSeq names its product melanoregulin. Lineage: Eukaryota; Metazoa; Chordata; Actinopteri; Blenniiformes; Blenniidae. Bases 1 to 735 code for a protein of 244 amino acids. Gene Ontology annotation, cellular component: melanosome. The record is from RefSeq and is a predicted model, not a curated record. Gene Ontology annotation, biological process: melanosome transport. The transcript is spliced from 5 exons.
AUGGGUUCGGCCUUCCGCAUGUUCUGCAUGAAGUUCUGCUGCUGCUGCUGCGCCGGUGACGACGACGACGAUGACGAAAAGCAGCCUCUAAUACCUCAAGAUCCGCUGGAGUAUUUCAACCGCGAGGUCCAGAAGCGUCGAGAUGAGGAGACCAAUCUCUGGAGCGAGCCGGGAGACCCCAGCCACUCGGAGAGAGAGGACGACCGGGCGCUUUAUUCCCUGCUGCAGGCCAGGAACAAGACCCGCAUGGGCUCCACGGGUUACCGUCGAUUGAGCGUUGACAUUGAAGCCAUGAGGGACACUCGCCGAGAGGUCAGGGACAAGUGGAAGACCAUCCUGGAAAACCUGGGGUUCAUGGCUGAGGCCGACUCCCUGCUGACGGUGUCCGCCGGCGCCUCACAUGACCGCAUGCGCAACGCCCCCGCUGCACGUGCCCUGCUCCAGACGCUGCACUCCGAGACCUCCGUCUUCAACAGCAGGGAGCCGCCCCCCGAGAGAUAUCUGUUCAUCCUGGAUCGCCUCCUGUACCUGGAUAUCGCUGAGGAUUUCUUGGCGAAGGCGAAGCGUUUCUACCCCCCCAGGGAUGACUCAGACGAGGAGACCCCGGGCCUGGCCAUCAACCUGCCCCUGCUGCUGGCCAGGGUGGAGGCCAUGAACGGCAGAGGCGAGGAGGAGGAUGACGAUGAUGAGGAGGAGAGCGGAAGAGAAGAUGGAGACUUGAGUGACAGAUCCUAA